This is a messenger RNA of Haemorhous mexicanus (house finch), 2736 nucleotides long. Its product is annotated as aryl hydrocarbon receptor-like. NCBI's taxonomy places the organism in Eukaryota, Metazoa, Chordata, Aves, Passeriformes, Fringillidae. The record is from RefSeq and is a predicted model, not a curated record. Gene Ontology annotation, molecular function: transcription cis-regulatory region binding; protein binding; nuclear receptor activity. Gene Ontology annotation, biological process: regulation of transcription by RNA polymerase II. Gene Ontology annotation, cellular component: aryl hydrocarbon receptor complex; nucleus.
AUGGCCGUGUCUGUUUAUGCCCCGCACGUUGUGCGGAGCAAAUACUACCGGGGCACUCCAAAAGUCACCUUUUUUGCUUCCUCCACUAGCAAGGCCACAGCUACAACAGCCUGCAAACACGUGGGCCAGCCUCUGCUGACCGGGUCCAAAAGCCGGGACAAGUACCCUACAGGCUUCCUGAUCCCCACCCAGUCUUGCUGGAGUGCUUGUGGCCUGUACGUGCUGAUCUCCUCUCUCCUACAGGCACUCAAUGGCUUUGUGCUGGUGGUGACAUCAGAAGGGCUGAUAUUUUACUCCUCACAUACAAUCCAGGACUAUCUGGGAUUCCAUCAGACAGAUGUCAUGCACCAGAGUGUCUUCGAGCUGAUCCACACCGAGGACCAGCCGGAGUUCAGGCGCAACCUCCGCUGGGCCCUGGACGCACCAGGUGCUCCUGGGGGUGAGCCCUCUCCAGCAGCAGGGAAGAGUCUUGGCUCUUCUGCUGUCACCUACAAGCUGGAUCAGCUACCCUCAGAAAACUCCUCCUUCCUGGAGAGGAGCUUUGUGUGCCGCUUUCGCUGCCUCCUGGAUAAUUCCUCUGGCUUCCUGGCUUUGAACCUUCAAGGCAGGCUGAAAUUCCUUCAUGGGCAGAACGAAAGGUCUGAAGAUGGCUCUGUCCUGCCCCCCCAGCUCGCUCUGUUCGCCAUCUCCACGCCCCUGCAGCCGCCGUCCAUCCUGCAGAUCCGAACCAAGAACGUGAUCUUCAGGACCAAGCACAAGCUGGACUUCACCCCCUUGGCGUGUGAUGCCAAGGGGAAGAUUGUCCUGGGCUACACUGAGGCGGAGCUGCGGACGUGUGGCACGGGGUACCAGUUUGUCCAUGCUGCUGACAUGCUGUACUGUGCUGAGAACCAUGUCAGGAUGAUGAAGACGGGUGAGAGUGGGCUGACGGUGUUCCGGCUGCUGACCAAGGACAACCGCUGGAAGUGGGUGCAGGCCAACGCCCGUCUCGUCUACAAGAACGGCAAACCCGAGUACGUCGUGGUCACACAGAGACCCCUCGUAGAUGAAGAAGGAGGAGAGCACCUUCGGAAGCGGUCCAUGCAUCUUCCCUUCACCUUUGCUACAGGAGAGGCACUUCUAUACCAAAGUACUCAAGCCCUCCCAGGCUUCCCUGACCUUUUCCAGAGCAAAGGAAAACUCAGCAAGUCUAAGAAGCCCUCCUGCAGCAACGUAGGGCGCUCCCAGAAGAAUGGCAUUGACCCCAGGUCUCUGCUGGCUGCUGUGAUGCAGCAGGACAAGGCGGUGUACACCUCCCACUCAGCUCCCAUUCCAAACCCUUCCUUCAGCAGCACUUUGCAGCUCAAGGGUGUGUCCAUACCAGGUGCAGGAGAGGAUGCCUGGAGUAUGGGCACAGCUCCAUCUUCUUCAAGGGGCAACAGCCUCCAAGAGAAGCUGCUGGAUUUGCAGCAGGAGGACCCUCUCCUGGCCACCGUGGACUUACUCUCAAUAAAGAGUGACCAGAGCUGUUCCAACGAGCUCUUCAGUGCUUUGGAGGGCCUGGGCUUGAAUGGUGAGGACCUGGAGCUCCUGCUGCAGGAUGAGAAAAUGGUGAUGGUCAGUACGGACCCAGAGCAGUCCCCAUCCCUGAAUAAAAGCCUGGCCAGCAACCACAUUCUCUCCUAUGUCCCCAGGCCUCCAGUGAUGGGCCAUGAGGGAGGGCAGCAGGUCUGUCCCCUGCCAGACACGCCCCCCAGCCCGCAGCGAGGAGGCACUGCUCCGUGCCACAUGGAGAACAAGGACUCGGGCUGCCACCUGGCACAGCAUGCAGGGCAGCCCAGCACUGCCCUGGCCCAGCCCCCCCUGCUGCUGUGGGAGCAGCCACAGGGAGACUUGCAGGGAGACUUCUCAGUCAUGCAGCCCCUCCAAGAGGAUAUCCAGCAGUCCUUCUCCCUACCCAGCCAGUGCCAGGACCACGUGGCACCACCCAGCCAGCCCAAGCAGCAUCACCUGCUGAUGAACGGGGUGUGUGGCCCCUGGCCCAGCUCUUCUCCACAGCCCGGCCCAUGGCAGGACUGUGUGUGCCCUCUGCUGCGGGCUCCAACUCAGCCUGGCAUUCAUGGCCUCAGCAGAGAUGUGAACUCCCAGCCCCAGGGCUACCUGGGCCCCAGGCCUGGCCUGCCCCCACAGCAGUUUAACCUGGAUGGAUUAUGCAGUCUGGAUGCUGCUGGCACUGGGGACUCCUGGGAAGAGAUGGCUCCAUUCCCCAGGACUUUUCCCCCUUUCUCCCAGCUCAUUCCUGAAAAGCAGCUCAGCUCUGUUCUUUCCGUGCCCCAGCACUCUUCCCCCAGCUCAGCUGCAGGGCGCUUUGGGAGCAUCAGCAGCCCUCUGGAGACACUGAAUUCCUAUGGGACACGUGGCUCUGCGCAGAGCCAGGAGGGCAGGCACAGGCCCCGCAGCCGCUGUGUUUUGCCCAGCUCUCCCAUGGGACUGCCCCAAGACCAUCCAGUGCUGGGGGGAAGCCUGGCACUGCCCUGCCAGCCUCAGCCCCGGGCAGAAGUGCUGCCAAAUCCCCCUCACACCUCCAGGGGAGACUUCUGUCUCUAGGAGAGACAGGAAUGGACAAAGGAGGACUUUUCCCUGGGGAAGGAGCUACCUUCAAGCUGCAGAAAACAAACCUUCCCCGCUGCUGUGCGCAUCGUGCCGGUGCUGUUGAUGCUGGUUGCUUUGGUUCACCUGGGGGUUUUUUCUCAACUU